Messenger RNA from Cottoperca gobio, 2999 nucleotides. It is a transcript of the gene stk16, whose product is annotated as serine/threonine kinase 16. Lineage: Eukaryota; Metazoa; Chordata; Actinopteri; Perciformes; Bovichtidae. The coding region runs from base 82 to 1044 and encodes 320 amino acids. The record is from RefSeq and is a predicted model, not a curated record. The transcript is spliced from 8 exons. Gene Ontology annotation, molecular function: ATP binding; protein serine/threonine kinase activity. Gene Ontology annotation, cellular component: Golgi apparatus; cytoplasm. Gene Ontology annotation, biological process: protein phosphorylation.
AGCAGCAGUAGGUGGCGGUAAUGCACUUUAUACGCCGGUUGCCCGCCGCUGUUAAAACAACAAGAAGAAGAUGGGGGAGAUAUGACAGCCCUUAAAAGCUUGGUGUUAAACAAUGUACCAGUCAAGAUGGGGCAGACCCUGUGCAUAUGCUCCCGUGGCUCCAUCACCAUUGAUAACAAAAAAUAUUACUUUGUCCAGAAACUAGACGAAGGGGGGUUCAGUUAUGUUGAUCUGGUAGAAGGGGCAAAGGAUGGGCGCUUCUACGCCCUGAAGAAGAUCCUGUGCCAUGACCGUGAAGGCCGUCAGGAGGCUCAGACAGAGAUGGAGAUGCAUCAGAUUUUUAAUCACCCCAACGUCUUGAGCCUGGUCGCACACACCUUUGUUGAUCGUGGAGGCAAGACUGAAGCCUGGUUACUGCUGCCUUAUAUUAGAAAAGGCAGUCUGUGGUCUGUUCUGGAGAAACUAAGGGACAAGGCAAGCUCAAUGCCUGAAAAACAGAUUUUGCAAAUCUUUCGUGGUAUCUGCUCUGGACUCAAGGCCAUUCAUGAAAAGGGCUAUGCACACAGAGACCUGAAGCCUACAAAUGUGCUUCUGGACGAGGAUGAUAGGCCACUUCUGAUGGACCUGGGCUCGAUGAACCGUGCCAGGAUUGAGGUUCGAGGAACCAGAGAAGCCAUGACCAUACAGGACUGGGCAGCCCAGCGCUGUACCAUUUCCUACAGGGCUCCUGAACUCUUCAAUGUAGAGAGCCAUUGCAUUAUAGAUGAGCGAACUGAUAUCUGGUCACUCGGCUGCGUGCUCUACUGCAUGAUGAUAUUGGAGGGGCCGUAUGACAUGGUAUUUCAGAAGGGGGACAGCGUUGCCCUGGCUGUCCAGAAUCCAGUGACCAUCCCACAGUCUUGCAGUUACUCGGAGGGCCUGCAGAUGCUGCUGAGCUCCAUAAUGGUGUCCAAUCCCCAGGAGAGACCGAACAUCAACUGGGUUCUUGACCAGGUACAAGAUCUGCAGACUUGCAGCCCCAACACGCAAACCAACAUGGUCUGAUGUUGGACGGUGUACUGGAUGGGGGAUCUCGGAAACCUUUGCACACAUAAAUGAACGUUGUUUAUUUUUAGCUUGAAAAUAUUUUUCUUUUAUUUAUUGACUUGAGUGUAAAAGUUUAGGUGCAGACUUUCACUCAGCUUGGGGAGCUUGGCAACAUUAGCAGCUUUUAGUGUGAAUGGUCCGAUCCAGCCUGCGUACAACAGCGGACUCCUGUAGUUAUAGACUUGAUCUGAAAAAUCUGGAAGGCCUUAAAUGUAACCUGCAAUAUAAUGCUUUUGCCAAGGGCGAAAUGUUGCUUCUAAUACAAAGCAGCUUUACCUUGUAAUCUUAAAGGGAUAGUUCGACAUUUUGCAAAUUACACUUUGCUUUCUCUGAGAGUUGCAUGAGAAGAUAGAUACCACUCUCAUGUCUGUCCGUUCAAUGUCAAGCUACAGCCAGUCUGUUAGCUUAGCUUAGCAUAAAGACUGGAAAGAAUGGGAUACGGCGAGCCUGGCUCUGUCCAAAUGUAAUAAAAUCUGCCUACAAGCACUUCAAAAACUACUUAAUUGUCAUGUUAUAUCUUGUUUAUUUCAUCUGUACAAAAACCAAAGUGUAAAAAUGUGGUGGUUUUAUACUUUUUGUUUUGUUUUGAUGGAUUAAACAAACAAGACAUAACGUGAUAAUUGCUUUAGAUGUACUGGUAUGGGAGAUGUUUUACCUUUGGACAGAGGCUAGCCGUUGGCCUCUGUUUCCAGUCUUUAUGCUAACCUAAGCUAACCGGCACCUUCCUGUAGCUUUUGCGGUUAAGCUUAUUUCUUAAAGUGUUGAAUAUUAAAUAAGCAAAAGGAUGACAUAAAAGCAUUGCCAAACUUUCCGGUGGAUGAAAGCUACCUGAGUUCUUCAAUACAUAUCAGAUUUCAUUCCCUACCAAGAAGAAUUCUUUUUUUUUUUUUUUAAUUUUUUUUUUUUAUAUGAUUCCUGAGGUUUUUUUUUUGUGUGUGUGUGUUACAUCUUGUGGUUACACAUGUGUGCUGUAAUCACCAAUAUACAACUUGGCCUUCAGCUUUUCUCCUCACCUUCACGCGUACUGUUUGUCUUUACUGGGGGAAAGAUGAGAGGCAGAGUACUCCUCACCUGCAAUGCUGCAUUUAAACACACAGAGGUGCUCCAUCAUCGCAGACCCCUGCUCCACAUAUGGCCGUGGAGAUGUUUCUGUCUGUACAGUUGAUAAUGUGUGAAUGGGCUCUUUUGUAAUACACAGCAAAGAGUGUCUGCUUACAUAAAAAGAAAACAAAUCUUCAAGGAGAAGGGGUCAGGUGUUACUGUAACUGUACUUUAAUAAUAGAAAAUGAACUUUUAAGGAAUUACUUGUUUUUAUUAAUUAACUCAAAGUUAACCUUCACUUUUCACUGUAUUGUGUUUUCAGACAAUAUUUUCCAUUUCAGGUCUGCUUGUGUUAAAUUCUGGGUUUCCUGUCAUGUGUGAAUGAGGUCUCACACUUUUGUUCUCUCAGGGUUAACCCACAUUUUAAAAGGUCUGACAGUCUGAAGUAGUCGACCUAAAUGGUACUUUCUUUUUUUUUAAGUACCAGUGUGUAGGAUUUAUUAGCAGAAAUGGAACAUAAUAUUCAUAACGUUUUCAUUAGAAUAUAAUCACUAAAAACAAAGAGUUGUUGUGUUUUCGUGACCUUAGAAUGAGCCCUUCAUAUGUACAUAGGGAGCGGGUCCUCUUCCAUGUUGUCAUCCAUGUUUCUUCAGCCGCCCAAAACAACAAACCACACUCUGGCUCCAGAGCCUUUCACACUUUUCCUUUUCCUAAAUGCCACCAUAGUUUUCCAACCCGCUUGGAAAAGGAGGGGUGAGCGUAGGUAUUCAGUUGGUUGCAAUCUGCUGCAACCUUACCUUUUAGAUGCCACUAACUCCUACACACUGGACCUUUUUAAAAACAUUUAAUAAAAUAAUACUUUGGGCAUUUCA